This is a messenger RNA of Striga hermonthica, 615 nucleotides long. The record is from the annotation of a GenBank genome assembly. NCBI's taxonomy places the organism in Eukaryota, Viridiplantae, Streptophyta, Magnoliopsida, Lamiales, Orobanchaceae.
AUGGCGGUCGCGGCUGCUAGUGGGAGGGCGGUGGUGCUGUCACAGCCGGUGACAUUCGUGACUGGUAACGCUAAGAAGCUCGAGGAAGUUCGAACAAUCCUUGGUAACUCAAUCCCCUUUCGCUCCGUCAAGCUCGAUCUGCCAGAGUUACAAGGCGAGCCCGAGGAGAUUUCGAAAGAGAAGGCUCGUCUAGCUGCGAAGGAGGUAAAUGGGCCUGUGCUGGUGGAGGAUACUUGUCUUUGUUUCAAUGCCCUCAAGGGUCUGCCAGGUACUCACUACAAGUGGUUUCUGCAGAAGAUAGGUCACCAAGGUCUGAACAAUUUAUUGAUGGCGUAUGAGGAUAAGUCGGCGUACGCUCUCUGUGUUUUCUCGCUUGCUCUUGGGCCAAAUGCAGAUCCAAUUACAUUUCUGGGUAAAACCCCGGGAAAGAUAGUAGCACCGAGGGGACCAAAUGAUUUUGGAUGGGAUCCUAUUUUCCAACCUGACGGAUAUGAGCUGACUUACGCUGAGAUGCCCAAGGAAGAGAAGAACAAGAUUUCACACCGUUAUAGGGCCCUUGCGCAGGUCAAGUCGCACUUAGCUGAGUCCAAAUAUGGUUUCCAGACGGGACCCUAA